AUGGCUCCAAAUGUCCCAAGGAAGCCCCUUGUUGCAAUGGAGGCUGGACCAUUUUGUGUAAAUAUCGAAGAUCAUUUUCAGGAUGCAUCUAAGCUUGUGGCGAAAUCUAAAUGGGAUGGAAAUCCCAAUUCAGCAUACUGGACUAGCGACUUUGAACCAGACAAUGCAAAGAUUGAGAAUGGGCAUAUGGUGUUGUCGAUGAAUUUAGAUCAGAAUAAGCUACAGGAAGGUAAAAGACAAGGAUUUGGUGCAACUGUAUCCUCAACUAGAAUGAUGCUUUAUGGAAACGUAUCAGCAAGUAUCAAAAGCGGUUCCUCAUCCGUCGGCGUUGUAUCUUCCUUCAUUACAAAGAACGAGCAAGGCGAUGAAAUAGACUACGAGUGGACAGACAAAGUUAAUCAAGUUCAGACAAAUUAUUACUGGAAUGGCCAACUGGAUUAUACGCAUUCAACCACUGAAAAUUUUAAUAAUGACUUAGCCUCAGGCUAUCAUCUUUAUGAAAUUCAGUGGAUGCCAGAUGCCAUACAUUGGGUUGUAGAUGGUGUUGUUCGUAGAACUGUCACAAGAGAGUCAACUUUCAACGAAACAGAAAAGAAUUACCGGUUUCCUGCAAGACCAUCGUACAUCCAACUGUCCAUAUGGGAUGCAGCGCAAAUUGGGAGCUCAUGGACAGAUAGUUGGUCAGGAGGUCGAAUUGACUGGAAUGAUCCCAAUCGGAAAUUCACCAUGGAAUUUGAAUGGAUAAAAAUUAACUGCCUGGAUCCUGCCAAAGACACUGCCUGGCCACCAGCAGGUUACGAAACGCUUUCGACGAAUAACGAUACAGGGAGCAACGAUCAAGGCAAUGAUACAAACCCAGUACAAAAUUAUACAGGAUACUCAUCCAAGUCGUCAGUCAUCGUUCCAAUUGCUUUAGCCGGAGGAUUAUUUGGUGGAAUGGUCAUCAUUGGGUAUGCUUUAUCGGCACUUGCGCGCAGAAAGCGAGGAGCGAAAGUCGAUCCCGGUGCUGUAAAGCCAGAAAUGGAAAGGCAAAUGGUCGAAGCGGCAUAG
Umbelopsis ramanniana AG is the source of this 1050-nucleotide messenger RNA. RefSeq lists its product as uncharacterized. Lineage: Eukaryota; Fungi; Mucoromycota; Umbelopsidomycetes; Umbelopsidales; Umbelopsidaceae. The record is from RefSeq and is a predicted model, not a curated record. The transcript has 5 exons. Gene Ontology annotation, molecular function: hydrolase activity, hydrolyzing O-glycosyl compounds. Gene Ontology annotation, biological process: carbohydrate metabolic process. The coding region runs from base 1 to 1050 and encodes 349 amino acids.